Molecule: messenger RNA, 16162 nt
Organism: Coregonus sp. 'balchen'
Lineage: Eukaryota; Metazoa; Chordata; Actinopteri; Salmoniformes; Salmonidae
Source: the annotation of a GenBank genome assembly
AUGAGCAGAGCGCUUAUACCGGACCAUAUCGCCAAUAGCUUCCGAGAAGAUGCUCCCCGUCCCCCGGUCCCGGGGGAGGAGGGCGAGGCGCUGCCGUGCUACCCCGGCAAACUCGCCAUGAUGAGACCCCAGGGUACCGCGGUCAAAGCGCUUUUGCUCGCGCCUCCCGGUUCCACUGCGAAGAGGAAUGAGGAUGGACUUGGUGAACCCGAGGGGAGCGCUUCACCGGAUUCGCCGCUAGCCCGGUGGACCAAGUCGUUGCAUUCUCUUCUUGGGGACCAAGAUGGUGCUCAUCUUUUUAGGACAUUCCUGGAGCGCGAGAAAUGCGUCGACACUUUAGACUUUUGGUUCGCCUGUAAUGGUUUCAGGCAGAUGGACCUCAAGGAUACCAAAACGCUGCGAGUCGCCAAAGCUAUUUACAAGCGCUAUAUUGACACCAGCAGCAUAGUGGCCAAGCAGCUCAAGCCUGCGACCAAAACCUUCAUUCGGGAUAAUAUCAAGAAGCAACAGAUUGAUUCAUCUAUGUUCGACCAGGCACAGACUGAGAUCCAGACCACCAUGGAGGAGAGUGCCUACCAGAUGUUCUUGACCUCGGACAUUUACCUAGAGUAUGUGAGGAGCGGGGGCGAGAACCCUGCUCAUGUGAACCCUAACGGGCUAGGUAGCCUGAAGCUGGUGUGUGGGUACCUGCCCACCCUGAAUGAGGAAGAGGAGUGGAGUUGUAAUGAUUUCAAAGCCAAAGCGCUGGCUUCUGUGGUUGGACUUUCUGCAAAGGCGCUGAGGGCAACAGUGUCUAUGAGGAUGGUGGAGGUGAUGGAGAAGGGGUACAGGUAAGACACUGGUCCCUUCCUAUUUCACAUACUAUAGCCAACUAGUAGGGGAAUGUUGGGGAAUGCAGUGACUAGCCUAGUGUGAGUGGUUCUUUAUUGUAAGUCAUGGAUAAUAACUAGGAUAUAACAUCAAAAGAGCAUAUACUGUCUCAAAAUAGACAGUUUCCAGAUGCGUUUUCAUCUCACCUUGCUUGUGUUAGCUUGUUGUGGGAGAUGAGAUACCUUACACACACACACUCUCCCCCUCUCGGUCUCUCUCUCUCUCUCUCUCUCUCUGAAGGAUAAAUGUUGUUCUCUAGACUCAGAGUGCAGCCCUCUGCUGGCGCGCAGCUCUGCUGGCUCGCCUCGGUUUCCGGAGCUUUGAAAUAGUUCCGCAGAUAGAGGGAUCGUCUUCCACGGGAAGUUAACAGAGCACGUCUGGCCCUGGCCUCGGCCCCAGCCUGUCAGCCAAUAAUACAUGAUGCCACUGCUCUGCUAUGCUGUGCCUCAGCCACACACUGCUUUGGCAAUUUCUAAGGAUAGGGAAUACAUCUCAUUUUAUCUCGAACAUGACCAAUAGUAGGCUAGUCAUUCGAAAUGUUCAGAGCCACUUCAGAGCAGUGGUUUGGUUUCACUUAUCUGGAAUUCAUGGUCAUAUGUGUAUUUAUACAUCUCAGAUAUCCAAUGAGUGAAAAGGGAGUGGUGUUUUGCAGAGUGUAGACCACAUAGCUACAGGUGAAUGUUUAUUCAUAUCAUGCAUACCUCAGUUGUAUCCUUCCCUUACUGCUCCUAUAUAAACAUAGAUUGUAUUUACCUUAUCUUAAUGGGAGUGAAAUAUGACAACUUACUAAUGUGUUAAUCCAACAAGCCAUUGAUUAGCUGGCCUGUAUAUGGAUGAGGGUAGCAGUAGGACCUGAAUCAGCUGAUGAUGCCCAACCCAAGGCCUGAUGGUUGUCCUGAAUCAAUGGCCGUGGACUUGUCAGACGGACCAGUUAAGUUGAACAUUUCUAAAGAGGGAGUCUAUCAGGCUGUAGAGCCCCGGUGCCAGACUGGUGUUUGGCCUGCAGGGAGGGGAAUUGGGCUACUUUUGAGUGGUUUUGGCUGGAUUUAGGCUCUGAUUGGCCUAGAAAGUGUCAAUAGAAUCUGGCAACACACUAUAGGGGAGGGACCUUGAAGAUCAUGUGUUGACAACCGAGCCUGCCCCAUAGGAGGAUUAAGAAGGACAUGGGUUCGUAUCCCAGUGAGGCAUCAGUUCAGACCGAUCUCCAAUAUUCCAUCACCUGGUUAGAUGGUCUUGUUCUGGUUUUUAAUCAGAAUGACAGGGAGUCAGGGCCACCCCUCUACCUCCCUCUGUAGCUGCUUCCUCUCCCUGGCAUGUGGAACUCAUUUCUUCCUCCUCUUCUCCCUGAAUCAGAUUAUUCACAAAAACCACAGAGCCACGACAGCAGACUCAUUCUCUAUUUUUCGCUGUUUUCUUAUCUCUCGGUCUCUCUGUCCUGUGAUUCUCCUCUGAUUUCCCCCAUUCUCCUUUUUACUCUCUCUUUCUUCCCCACUUAUCUCUCCUUUUGAAAACGCUGGGAUGUGGGGAACUAGGCGUACUUUAGAGGGAGAGAGAGUGGAAAGGAAGGCCAGAAAGGGGUUGUGGUGGGGACUGGGAAGGGGGGGGGGGGGGGGGGGGUCUCCUCAUGAAAGAAAGCAAAAGAAUGAAUGAGGGGGUGAGAGAGGGAGGGAAAUAUGUGAGGCCAGCUGUGCUAAAUACCUGAGUGUUUGCAAGCCCCUCUGAAGGUCAGGUUGGAGCUGGGGCCUAUGGCUUUAGUCAUGCUGGGCCCCUCUCUCUCUUCCUCUCUACCCCUCUCCAACUCUCUCUCUCUCUCUCCUGCCAGUGGGCUGCUCAUAAACAAGAGGCCCUUCUCCCCCUUUACUCUCCUUUCUUUCCUUUCCCUACACACUCACGCUUCCUCUCUUUUUUCUUCCCCCUCUCUCUUCCCUGCCCUGGCUGUGAGCUCAGGUUCUCUCUCUCCCUCCCCUCCUCCUCUUCUCUCAUUCCCCCAUUUCUUAUUUUCCUCUGCUGGGGCAAGAAUGCAUCACAGCAGGAGGAGAUGGGCUAUGAAGCAAGAGUAAUUUUUUUGUUUAGUUUAUUUCACUUUUGUUUAUCUAUUUCACUUGCUUUGGCAAUGUAAACAUAUGCUCCCAUGCCAAUAAAGUGAGAGGGGGAUUGGCCAGUUUUAAGGCCAGUAUGACUAUGGUAGUACUAGCAAUGGGCUACAGCAGCCAAAGCCUCAAACGCAGGCCUCUUAUAGGGUGUCCAGAGAGGGAAGUGUCCUGGUCGCCCUAGACGUUUACUUACUUACACACGCACACACAGCUGUGCCACUCUCCCCCCUGCUCCCUCACCCCAGGGGGAGGGGAGGAGGGGCAUGAAGCCCCCCCCCCCCCCCAGAGAGAGACCCUGUCACAUUCCUCAGGCCCUGUGUGUAGUGGAACUCAAGUCAUUACUGUCUGAGACACACGCACACACUGGUGUUGUCACGAUACCAGUAUCGCCAUACUAGGAAUCAAUAUCAAACAACAUGAAGCGGACUACAUUUCUUGAGGAACACGGUCCUAAUGUUGAAAAAACAGCCUUAUGUUGUCACCGAGCUUCACGUUUGUUUUAUUUGUGCAAGCUGUAGCACAUCAUAUUUUACAAAAGUAGGUUUUAAAGGACCAUAGAUUUUAGUCUGCUUCAUGUUUUCUUUUUUUGCCAAGGAAAAUCUGGUAUCGAGUAUCACGAUACUGGUAACGUGACAACACAAACACACACAAAAACACACACAAAAGGACUAGUUUCAAGUUUGGCAGCAUAGGUCCCCAAAUAUCUACAACCCAGUUACACUUAUUUCACAAGAAGAUAAAUGAACACCCUUAGCCCCGUUUUAAACAUAUGAAAGGUACUCUUGUGUAUCUGAUUUAUUGCUACCCGAAACAUGUAUUUAAACUGCAUUGUCCUGUGUGUGUGUAGGUCCCACAGGCGAGGGGACCCGGUCAACCCGUACCAUGUGGGCUCGUUUGCCCCCGCCACCAGCACCAACGACAGCGAGGUGUCCAGCGACGCCAUGACAGACGACUCCAUGUCCAUGACCGACAGCAGUGUGUAAGUAGAGGUUAACUCUUUAAAAAGUGUGUGUGUGUUUGCUGAGGGAAAUGACUGAAGCCUCUCUGGUUUGGAGUAUACUGAUGGUUACUAUUGUGGGAGAGUGUCAUGGGAAGUAAUGUUUGGAAACGUUCUGGGAAAGAGUUUUGAUUAGCCUCUUAGCCGAACCUGAACAUUGUUUGUGGUUUCCCUGACUUGUCCUUGUCUCUGUGGGGGCGAGAGGCACAACUGGUCAUGGGAACCUUAACACUAACUCAUGGAGACUAUUCAAAGUGUAUGGAAAGAGUUUUUGUUGCACAAACUGAGCCUGUCAUCGGAAGCUAGCUCCUCUUUGAUGGGGUUCUAAGGAGGUUCUCCGGUUCUAGGCCUCGGUACAGCUCACCUGGAACUCGCACUGUGUCAGGAUUAGGGAACCCUCUUGUGACCCCGAAUCCACACACACACACAGUCCUACUAGGGGAUGAGAGAAUAGGAGCCUGCCCUGCAUGAAAGGAGCCCGGCUGUUCCUCCUGACACCUCAAAGGCCUGCUGGCCAGAGUAGAGCCAGACCAGGGACAGGAGAGCAUCUAGACCUCAUCCCCAGCCUAGCCUUGGCUCUAACCAUUAGGCUACACCCCAGUCCAGCCCUCCUUAGGCCCUAGACCCCAGCCUUACAACACAGGCUCCAGCCCCAUUCCCCAGUACAGUAUGUUUGGAGUCUGUUUAGAGGAGAAGUGUUGCCAUGGUGGGAGAGAUGAGAUGAAGUCUUAGUUGAGUCAUGGCUGUAGUUUCUCCUCAUGACACAUGACCGUAAUCAGAGACGCAAGAGAAAGCAAUACAUUUCAUGAGCUCCUUUUCUCUGGUUCAUAUACAGUCAAUGAACUAAGUAGACCAGACCCAGCUGCUAAUGCAUUAGUGCCUAUGGGAGAGCCACCCCUUAAGUAGACUGGAACUGUGACCCUUUCUUUCAAUGGUAAACAGCUUUUAUGGGAUAUCUUCAAUUAUCACCCAUCUUUGACAAUAAUGUCAUCUUAGUCAGCUGUUUAGGAUGACCUUGGGUCAUUUGGUCUCAUGACACACUUAUGACCGGAAUUGCUAACUGGCAAACCGUAGUCCCUGUGAAUCACGACCUAGCUAAAGAAUCCUGUAUGGAAUAGAAAUAACUUUUAUUUUACAGCCAAGGGAGUGGUUUAAAAGGUUUAGUAGAAUAUGGCAGCUAUAAAGAGUUUAUGAUACGAGUCUGUAACUUUCUGACCGGUGUAUCUAUCCAGACGGGCCUAAUCAAAGCACUGGUAUAGAGCCUAGCCCUUGAUAGUACAGGCCUAGUAUCCUGCACGUACUUUGAGCCCGACGACAGAGACGAGAGCCUCCAAAGCCAUACAAACGCUCUCCUCAUUUAAGAUUAGAAUGUCUCUGUCUUUAUUUUACAUAUACGUUUUAGUCAUUUAGCAGACGCUCUUAUCCAGAGUGGCUUACAGUUAGUGAGUGCAUACAUUUUCAUACUGGCCCCCCGUGGGAAACGAACCCACAACCCUGGCAUUGCAAGCGCCAUGCUCUACCAAGUGAGUUACAGGGGACAGUGCUGCCCAGCCCUUUUAUGAUGGUUAAAAGGGCUGGGCAGCACGCCCAAAAUUUAAAUCUCAUUUCUAGAUAAAGAAAAUAAAAGAGGGUGGGGGUUUGCUUAUAUCUUAUUUAUGGAUUUGCUUGGAAGCUGGGGAAUGCAGCUGCGCAGACUUCAAACAUUACCUUAUCUCACAAACCAGCCUUUUGAUGUGGGGAGAUCAGAGGCAGGCUUGCCAAAUGAAGACUGGAGCAGUUCGAAGAGGGGAGGGGGCAAAGCCAUGACUGUGGGAUUUCAAAGCUUUGAAAGCAGCAGUGAGACAAGCGGCAGGCGGGUGCGCUACUCUCUCGGCUAGGCUAGGUCACUGAGACACUGCAGUUUAUAGGGCAGGCUCGGCUGGCCCGGUAGAGAAACACUGGCUUUUUCUCUAGGUUGCUUGGUGUGAACGAAGUGCCUUAAGGCAAUACUAGAUCUGACAGAGUUGUAUUUUGACUAGGUCAGCCAUAGGCAUGGUUAAGAGCUCUGUGUGGAUUGGAUUGGCUAGGCUUGAUAGGCCCUAUACUAUGAUUGCAGAAUGUAUAUGGAGGGUGAUCUGAGAGGAGAGAUUUGACUGAUGUUUUAUUAGCCUACAUGUUAUGAUAAUUUCCCCCCUGUAGGACUGACACUUUGAUCAGUGGGUUUGUGUGUGCACGUUCCAAACAGUAUAGUUUGCUUCUAGACUAGUCAUUUCAGUGUAAUUCCAGGGCAAGUCAAUGGCAGGAUGCUAAUGCUAACUUUGUGUGUACUGCUGGUGAUUAAUGCUAACAGCUAAAGCCUGGCACAGCGCUAUGAGAGGGCUGAGUGAUCCUUUCUGGGCUCAGUUAAAAGGAAGUGCAGGGGUGUGUGGUGAAGUGCCCACUGCUCAGGGAGCCAUGGCUGGAGAUGAGUGUCAGUUUUAGGGCAGAUGAAAUCCCCUACUCUGUCAGAAACACAGACCUGAGCCCUAGCAGAAACCCUAUCCAAUGUUCACCUCUUGCUCACUACACCUCAGAUUCAGAAUUGACCUGAAAUAUAUUGUAAUUUUUUAUCUGGGUUAAAUAGGGGGUGAUUGAAUAGCUAUUAGGUGUCCAAUGAGCUGCUUCCUGGUUGGGUGUGUGUUGCUGUGUCUGAUUGAUUGGCUGUUUGACCUAUGUAUCCUGUGUGUUUCCCUGACAGAGAUGGCAUCCCUCCCUACAAGCUGGGCUCCAAGAAGCACCUGCAGAGAGAGAUGCAGCGCAACAUGAGGAUGAACAGCCAAGUCUCCCUACCUGCCUUCCCUGUAAGUAUACACACACACACAGCCAAUGUCCCACUUAUUAGUGCUUUUCAGUAGUGCAACAUCCAUUUCCAUGGGCUAUUCAGGUCUGCUCUUCUAUGUAUAGUACCACCAACUCUAUUCCACUUCUUCCAUUGACAACAACAAAGAUCUGAGAGCAAAGCAGAAGUCCAAGUUCAACCCCCCACACACCACCCCUCGCUAACUUUGGUGUAACCCACACCCCUGUUGGGUUCCUUGAAGUCUGCAGGAGACUGUUUCUAAGCUGUUUAUCCGGUGCAUUCUAAAGACCCAGUCUCUUCUCUUCACACACUGAUGAUGCAAAUAUACACAGAAUGGAGAGAUGGGGGAGAUCUCCCUCUCUCUCUCCCUCUCGCGGCUUUAUCUGGAGGCUCUAGAAUCAACCGCUGCUCCUCCACAAACACAAACACACACACACACACACACACACACACAGCGCUUUGAUCAGAGGAUGAAUGGAGCAAGCGCAGAGGAAAGUGACAACUUCCAACAGCGCUUGUCCCCCUUUUUUCCCUCCACAACACCCCCCCCCCUCCCUCGUUCAGCCUGCACCCCUCUCCCCUAAAACGAGGGAACUGAGGGAAGAGUUGGAGUGUGUCAUGUGAGGGUCAGGGGGGAGUUGGUAACUGACUGGCUUUGGAAAGGCCAAAAGAAAGGAAAGAAGAGAGUUGGAGAGGGGAGACAUGGGAAAAUGAGUUUUGGGAUGGCCGAACUAGCAACAUCAGUAGCUAGUUGAAUCAGAAUUUGUGACCCCCUUUUCUUCUCCACCCAAUUGUAUGCUUUCUUAAGAGAGUCCGAGAUGGAAGCUUCUCUCUCCUUCUCUUUGUGCUCUUUCACACUCCCUUUCUCUCUCUCCUUCUUUCUUCUUCUUGUUUUUGUUUCCCCUCUGAUUGGGUGAUAGCUGCCAUUCCCAAGAUGCAGCAGGAGCCUCAGGACGCAUGGGCCGGGCAGACAGACUGUCUCUCUCUCUGUCUUUCUUCUCUCCCUUCAUCUCUACUACAAAGAGAUGGGAGGAACAUAAAGAGAGGAAGAGAAGAAGAAAUCCCCAGUGCAAAAAUGACAAUGAUAAAAUAACAGACACACAUAAGAGGAAUAUUGACUCUACUGUACCUCAGAGGUGCCCAGCAUGCAACAGGGAAAUAAAUGACCCCUGCUCCUCUCUGAUUUCCCUCCAUCCCUCUCUCCCUCCCCUGCUGCCUGCACACAUCUCCCCAUCUUCUCCUCCUUUUAAUCCUCCCUUUCCUUCUCCUUCUUCUUCCCCCCUGUCGAUAUGUGACUUUUAUUCCUAGAUGUAAAGCCACUGCCCCCCACCCCCCUUCUCCCUCCCUCCCCCUAGUGAGUGUUUGAUAUUUGACGAGGGCCCUUUGAAGUGUACAGACUUCAGAGGGGAAGCGCUGAUGGCUUGGUUGCACUACAGAGGGAAGACGCAGAGAGCCCAGGCUCCAAGGAGUGUGACCAACUGCCACCACACACCCAAGGCCCAGGGGCGGGCACUGCCAGGGGUGGAGGGGGCACGGGGGCAAGGAUGGGAUGGCUAGUGGGGAGGGAGAGGGCUCAGGUGGAAGACAGACACCGACCCCUCCUUUAACUGUGUUACAGCUCUUGUCUUAUCUCUCUCUCUCCGUCUCUCUCCUUCCCGCUCUCCCUCCGUAGCGGACGCGGAGAUGUCCUAAGGAGAUGACUCCGGUGGAGCCGGCAGCGUUUGCUUCUCAGCUCAUCUCUCGUCUGGAGCGGCUGAAGAGAGAGCAGGAGACCAUGAGCUCCCUGGAGGAGAGGCUGCAGCAGAUACAAGAGGUGUGUGUCUGUGUGGAUGAACUAGUAGUUGGCUUUAUAGAUGUGGGAAUCCUUAUCUGAAAGAGGUCUAUGGCAAUGUUCUAAUUGUUUCCUUAAAUAAAGGUUUUAAAAAAAAAGGUGUGUAAUUCAAUGCCGUUCUUCUUCCCUGACCAUGUUUGUCAUUGAGAUCUCUGCUAACCUAACCGUUCUGUUCUCGCUGUGUGUAGGAGGAGGAGAGGGACGAGGCCGAGGUUCCCGGCAGUAGUGCCCCCCUGCUCUCCCCCCACCCCCUGUCCCUCCUGCCCACCGGCCCCAACGAUGAGGACCCCCAGGCCAUUCUGGACGACCACCUGUCCCGCGUCCUAAAGACCCCUGGCUGCCAGUCCCCCACCACCGUGGCCCGCCACUCGCCCCGCUCCCGCUCUCCAGAGCACAGGACUCUUUCCCGUGGAGGCCCUGGUCUCAAGCCCCUGGUCUCACCUGGGGCCUCCAGUGGCUCCUCCAGCUUAGGGGGCUUCUCGGUAGGUUUCACCCCAGGAAGGGCCCUCGCCCUGGGCAGACCCAGCAGCAGCACCAAGCACAUCCACCACCACUACAUCCACCACCACGCCGGUUCCAAGAGCAAGGAGCAGAUCGAGAGAGACGCGGCCCAGAGGGUGUUGUGUCUGUGCCCCGUGCGGUCUGAAGGGGCGGAGGUGGGUCCCCCGUACCCACGCAGUCGCAGCCUGGGCAGGGAGAUGGAGUCAUGUGGCAGAGUAGAGUCCAACAUGGGACGCUCCAGUUCCCUGUCUCGAGGGGGUUGUCGGUCAGGGGCUGAGGAGGAGGCAGCAGAGGGGGGUGAGGUCGUGCCCCUCCAGCUACCCAGCGACAGUACAGACCGCUCCCAGAACGUGUGGCAGUGGAUCCUGGAGAGUGACCAGCAGGGCAAGCACCACAAACCCCACAGGUAGGGCAGUCUCUCCACUUCCUGUUGUAGUCCUCUCCCAAUGCCUCAGAACUACAUUUCCCAUCACUUGUUUUCCUUUCACUGCAACUUACUUAUUGUAGUCCUCUCAGUACAUUUAAACUAAAUUCUCAUCACUUCGUUUCACAAUCACAUCCCAUAGUCAUUUACGUACAUGCAAAGUACGUUUCACACCAUUCCCCACAAUUGGCCCCUCCCACUUCCUUCCAUUCUCCAUGCUGAUUGGCUGUUUUUGUCUUUGCCCCACAGUACCCAGAGCACUAAGAAGGCGUAUGGUGGCGGAGCGGCGUCCAACCAGACACACACGUGGGGCGGCGGGGGCGCCAGCGCCCAUCUCCGUGCCCACAAGCCCGCCCACCCCUUCAUCCAGGACCCGGCCAUGCCCCCACUGCCCCCGCCCAACACCCUGUCCCAGCUGGAGGAGGCCUGCCGCAGACUAGAGGAGGCCUCCGUCUCCAAACCCCCCAAGCAGAGGUACGAGCCGCACCCCCCACCCCCCCGGACACACACUACAAUGAAGAUGUUGAAACUUUCACUAAAACGUUGGUGAUAGUUUUCCCUGUAGACAGUGGAGUGCUAAGCUGUCUGUGUGUCCCUGUGUGUGCAUAUUGACACUCCCAUGCAUUGAUCAGUUGUUUUACUAUACCAUUGUGAUUCCUACUGUGUUGAAACCUGUCUGUGGUUAGAUGGUAUAUGUGUGAUGCAAGAGACGGUACCACCACAUUGUACUGUAAUAACAUUCUUCUAUUGUUUUCUGUUCUUCCCCACCAGACACUCUACAUCCAGUCUCCAGAGAGAGAAGAGCCACCCUGUGCCUGUCCAGAGUGGGCCCUGUCCAGCCUCAUCCCCCCCUGGUCCCUGUCCAGUACCGUCCCCCCUCAGCCCUGCACUCACCCCUGGUCCCUGUCCAGUACUGUCCCCCCUCAGCCCUGCACUCACCCCUGGUCCCUGUCCAGUACUGUCCCCCCUCAGCCCUGCACUCACCCCUGGUCCCUGUCCAGUACCGUCCCCCCUCAGCCCUGCACUCACCCCUGGUCCCUGUCCAGUACCGUCCCCCCUCAGCCCUGCACUCACCCCUGGACCCGGCCCUGAUGCUUCUCUCCAAACAGAAGAGUACGCAUCUCCUCUCUCUGCUCCUCCUCUUCAUCUCCUCUCCUUUCUCUCCUCCUCCUCCUCUCUUUCCUCCUCCUCUCCUCCCUCUGUUCCUCCUCCUCCUCUCCUCUCUCUGCUCCUCCUCCUCUACUCCUCCUCCUCCUCUCCUCUCUCUGCUCCUUCUCCUCCUCUGUUCCUCCUCCUCCUCCUCUCCUCUCUCUACUCCUCCUCUCCUCUCUGUUCCUCCUCUCCUCUCUCUACUCCUCCUCCUCUCCCUGCUCCUCCUCCCCUCUCUCUACUCCUCCUCUCCUCUCUGUUCCUCAUCCUCUCCUCUCUCUACUCCUUCUCCUCCUCUCCUCUCUCUGCUCCUCCUCCUCCUCCAGUGUUCUUCAUCGUUUUCUAACUCGUAAUACUACUCCUCUGUGCUCUAACAUGAUAUUAUAUGUGUAGGAGGGAGGGAGGAAGAUAUGCAUGUCACACACACAUGUGAAGUUCCAGCCUUGUCUGCUUCUUUUUCUUUCCCGCCUCCCUGAUCUCUCUUUGUGUGUGUGUGUGUGUGUGCAGCGUGCAUGUGUGUUGUAGUCCUUGCCCCCUGACUGCAGAGCCUUCUUUCAUGGUGCUGAAUUGACUGACCUUCAGAGAGCAGCACUAGAACUGAACAGGCCCUAGUUAGCCUCCCUCCCUCUGAUGUAAUGCUACAAAGCCUUGGACAUGGCUGAGGGGGAGAGGAGAGCACACACACACACACACACACACACACACACACACCCUCCUGUGACUUGAGUAACAUCGGGUGUGUGUUACACUGUGUCGUUCACUCCCCUCUCUCUCUCCUCUUUCUAGACAGAUGUUCUCUACUCUCUAGAUCAUAUACCAGCCUUUGCUCCUGCCCUGGUCCCCUUCCAGCUACUACCCACCAAGCAUGCUUUUUAAUAAUAAUUGUAUAUAGGGGAAAGUAAGUGUGUUCACACCUCUCUCCUCUCUCUCUCCCCCUCAGACUGAGAGAGAGCAACAGGGUUCAGCAGCAGCAGGUGGCAACAGGCUGCCAUGUUGCUCCAGCCAUGGGUAGUGAGACAGAGGUAACCUACUUCUUCUGUGGUGAGGAGAUCCCCUACCGUAGGAGGAUGAAGACCCACAGCCUCACACUGGGACACUUUAAAGAACAGCUCCGCAAGAAGGGACACUACAGGUAUGGAGACAGGCUAUUAUGGACACACACACAUUAAUGCACGCACACACACACACACAUAUACACAGUCUGACAAUCUCACACACUAGGUCACUAUUAUGAUCAGCUUGGUAAGAAGGGGGCACCCAAAAAGUGUCUUCAUAGCUCUCCUCCCUAGCUGGUAGGGUCAUUAGAAACUCUAUCACAACUCUAUUCUGUUGGGCUGAAUGCUCACAUUGUCUUCAUACUCUGUGUGUGUUGUGUGCAAAGAUAUGCCUGAGUUUGUGGUUAAAAUGAAGGAAGAGGAGUGAAUGAGAGACGGGGGGGUUUGCAGGAAAGAAGAGAGGGAGGGAGAGAAUUUGAAGUGGGGAGUGUUUUGGGUCCCAUCUGGUAUUGAUUUCCAUGGCAAGGCACACUUAAUACGCACGCCUUUGAACCCGGCCCCUUUCAUUUCAACCAACAAAGACUCACACAAAUGGCCAGCCUUGCAAAUUCCUCACCGAUGCUAUCAGGCAGCCUGCCUUAAAGACACACACACACUGAAGUACACACACACACACAUAGAAUAACACGCACUGAAGCGCAUCGGCAUCAUUUUCUGGGAUAUUUAUUAGUCAUAUUUCAUGCGUAGUUUGUUUGAAUGUAUAACUGUAAGUCGCUCUGGAUAAGAGCGUCUGCUAAAUGACGUAAAUGAAUGGCACAUCGUUAAAUGUCGGCCAAGCUUGUUUGGGAUACUACGGGCUUGGUCACUAUUAGAGGUAUCUCCAACAGUUUAGAUGAUAACUCUGUUGUUCCAAUGUGCUCUGGAUUACAAGAAUGGUAUCAAGAGUCAAGCAUUGGUUCAUAACUAGUACAGAAUGAUGGUUUGUAGAGAUAUGAUGGUAAUGCAUCACGUAUUCAGUUUCUCUUUUAGGCCAUGGAGCAAGGGAACACUCUAGGGCUGUAGCUCGGGUCCAGAGUUUUUCCUGGUCAGGUCACGUGGAACCUAGGUCUUAGGCGUGAAAAGCAUGGAUGCAUAGUGUACAUUCACUCUCUCUCUUGUCUAUGUAGUUGAUUAUCUUGUUUCUCUCUCAAACCAUUCACAUUGUUAGAGGGGGAUUCAAAGCUUAUGGUUUUAAUAGCAGUAGCAGGGAGAAGGAGGGGGGGGGAGAGAGAAUGUGUGGAGUUGGGUCAUUUGAACAUGGCUUGCGUUCAACAAAGAACAGUAUGGCCCAGCCCUGCCAGACAAUAUUGCUGCCAGAUGUUGCACACUGAAAACUCUCUGCCACAUAAAACAUGUUCCAAUGGAAAUACUUAUUUCUCUCGCGCUCUCUCUCUCGUUCUCUCUAUCUCUCUCUCCAUUUCUCUCUCUCGUUCCCUCUUUGAGCAAAUAAGAUCUGUGCUCCUUUGAAGUUUUUUGGAGAAGGAUAGAGCCCCUUCUCCCUCCCUCCCUUCUCAGAAAUAAGGCUCCAAUUAUCUGGCUGUCUUAGUUUCUCUUUCAUGUCCUCUUAUUUACCCAGUUCAUACUUGGCUCGCCAGAGAACAAUUGAUUAUUUCCCCAGUCAGAGUAUUAUUAUUUUUCUGAUUUAAUAGAAGCUGUAUGUGAGACCCCGUUGCACCCCCGUUUAGUGAAGUCUUCCUGUGUUUCAAAUGGAGACUGGUUUUUAUUAGUGAACACCCUUUUCUGUAUGUGUUUGCGAAAAGUUUUAAAAAAAUAUAUACUUUCCCCAAAUCUUUAUGACUUUGUCAGCCCCUCUUGUAAAACACUAGCUUUAGGAAUUCCAAGGCGCAGAACGUGCACCACCCCACACAAAAUGAGGCAUUUUUCCAUUACAGAGUUAAUGGCUGAGGUAUACAGCACUUACCCUUCCUCCCCUGCUGGUUCUUCUUCCUCUAAAAUGAAGGAAGGUAGUUUUUGGGGGGGGGGGUAGAGGUGGUCAUUAACAGGGCCAGUGUAGUCAUCAUGGCUGAUGGGAAGAGGCGAGGACCCCCUCAGGUGGUUGGCCGCUUAGUUCAGAUGGCCCCCCCCAAAGACCCCUCCCUGGCUGUCUGACCGGGACCCUUCCUUGGACAGCUUCCUAUAUAGCUCACACAGAGGGAAGGGCAGAGAACAUGGUGUGUGUGUUUGACUGUGCACUAAUGUGCGUUUGGAGUCAGGGUUUAUAACAGGCAGACUUGCAGGCACCCAAAAUCUCAGCCUUCUUUAAAUUAAGGGGUAUUUUUACUGAGGGCCUAAUGAUAACCAGUUAGUCAGAAGCUGGAGUAGCUCAGUACCAGGGCAGGACUGAGGAAAUUAGAGGAAAUUGGUGGAUUUUGAAUUGGUCCAGAUCCUCUUAUAUCCAAUAAGCCCCUGUAGGACCAGAGACUAUCAAAGACCACCCCUAUAAUACAGAUGCCAUUGGUUCAGUCUGAGGGUUAGUUGAGCGUGAAGUGGUGUUGGUGCAUGGUAGAUCACAGGAGUUUCUCUCCUCCCCUCAGAGUCCAAAGGGCUGGGGGGAGGCUAGCUCUUGACCUCUGACCUCAGUGGCCGUCUUCUCUGGCCCCUUGCACAAUGGCUCCUUUAGCUGGGGUAGGAGAAGUAGGGCUUAAUGAAGGAAAAGAGACGCGCGCACACGCAGAAUCUAAAUGAUAAUGUUAAACCAGAUCAUAUUGAAUCCACAUUACAUUAUCUUCAUUAUGUGUCUUGCUGAAUAUACGGUGCAUUCGGAAAGUCUUCAGACCCCUUCCCUUUUUCAGUUACAGCCUUUUCUAAAAUGGAUUAAAUAAAUAAAAAUUCACAUCAAUCUACACACAAUACCCCAUAAUGACAAAGCAAAAACAGGUUGUUAGAAAUUUCUGCAAAUGUAUUAAAAAUAAAAAACAGAUUUGCAUAAGUAUUCAGACCCUUUGCUAUGAGACUCAAAAUUGAGCUCAGGUGCAUCCUGUUUCCAUUGAUCAUCCUUGAGAUGUUUCUACAACUUGUUUGGAGUCCACCUGUGGUAAAUUCAAUUGAUUGGACAUGAUUUGGAAGGCACACACCUGUCUAUAGGUCCCACAGUCUGACACAGUUCAUGUCAGAGCAAAAACCAAGCCAUGAGGUCGAAGGAAUUGUCCGUAGAGCUCCGAGACAGGAUAGUGUUGAGGCACAGAUCUGGGGAAGGGUACCAAAACAUUCCUGCAGCAUUGAAGGUCCCCAAGAACACAGUGGGCUCCAUUGUUCUUAAAUGGAAGACGUUUGGAAUCACCAAGACUCUUCUUAGAACUGGCCUCCCGGCCAAACUGAGCAAUCGGGAGAGAAGGGCCUUGUUCAGGGAGGUGACCAAGAACCCGAUGGUCACUCUGACAGAGCUCCAGAGUUCCUCUGUGGAGAUGGGAGAACCUUCCAAAAGGACAACAAUCUCUGCAGCACUCCACCAAUCAGGCCUUUAUGGUAGUGGCCAGACGGAAGCCACGUCUGGAGGAAACCUGGCACCAUCCCUGCGGUGAAGUAUGGUGGCGGCAGCAUCAUGCUGCGGGGAUGUUUUUCAGCGGCAGGGACUGGGAGACUAGUCAGGAUCGAGGGAAAGAUGAACGAAGCAAAGUACAGAGAGAUCCUUGAUGAAAACCUGCUCCAGAGCGCUCAGUACCUCAGACUGGGGCGAAGGUUCACCUUCCAACAGGACAACGACCCUAAGCACACAGCCAAGACAACGCAGGGAUAUACCUUCGGGACAAAUCUGAAUGUCCUUGAGUGGCCCAGCCAGAGCCCGGACUUGAACCCGAUCGAACAUCUCUGGAGAGACCUGAAAAUAGCUGUGCAGCAACACUCCCCAUCCAACCUGACAGAGCUUGAGAGGAUCUGCAGAGAAGAAUGGGAGAAACCCCCCAAAUACAGGUGUGCCAAGCUUGUAGCGUCAUACCCACGAAGACUCGAGGCUGUAAUCGCUGCCAAAGGUGCUUUAACAAAGUACUGAGUAAAGGGUCUGAAUACUUAUGUAAAUGUCAUAUUUCAGUUUUUUUUUUAUAUAUACAUUUGCAACAUUUUCAAAACCUGUUUUUGCUUUGUCAUUAUGGGGUAUUGUGUGUAGAUUGAUGAGGGGGGAAAACUAUUUAAUAAAUUUUAGAAUAAGGCUGUAAUGUAACAAAGUGGGGGGGAUGCUGUACCGUGUAUGUGUUGGAUACCAUACUGUUCAAUAGUACUGUUCCAUGUAAUCCAGAUCUUCUAUGGUCUGGUUGUGUUGGCUGUACUGUACAGAUGGUUGACCUGUUGUCACUAACCCCCUAUCUCCCCUCCUCUGUUACAGGUACUACUUCAAGAGGGUCAGUGAUGAGUUUAAGUGUGGAGCCGUGUUCGAGGAGGUGUGCGACGACAGCUCUGUUCUGCCCAGGUACCAAGGGAAGAUCUUGGGCAAGGUGGAGAGGAUGGACUGA